UUAUGUAAUGUAAUGGUGUUCCACAGUAACCCAGCUUUGUGACCGUAGAUACGUCGUAACAGGGGUUAAAAGCGGAUACGGGCAACUAAAAAGAAAGAAUAUCAAUGAAAACAGAUUGUGUCGUGGUCCGUGGAGGAAAGCGGCGCACUGAGCCGAGGUUUCUUUUAUUCAACCUGCUUGAAAGGGGUAGACGGUAUGUGCCCCAAACCAAAGACUAAGUUAGGGCUGAGAAUGAAGAGUGUCAAUGGAUACAUUUUUAUCUAGGCUACAAAGGGAAUUUGUAAAGUAAGCAUAUUCUAUCUUAAAUUAGCUGUAAAAUUAGCCUAGCUAGACAGAAACCGACCGGGUUUGAGGAGAUUAUCAAAGAAGGGACCCAUUUACCGUGUCGCUAGUUGUCACCGUGUGUUAUUUCAAUGGUCCAUGCAUUACUAUUACACAGACAAGCUCUUCCGUCCGCGUUGCUUUGAAGAAAAAAGCAACCCAUUGUCCAGUUGGACGUUUUUCCGGUGACAUAAGCCAUCCACCAUGGAUCUGCUGGAGUGUCCGCUCUGCCUCUUCCUGAUGGCCGAGCCGGUGACCAUGUCGUGCGGCCACACGUUCUGCCGGAGAUGCGUGGGGGGCUACCUUCCGUCCAGAUGCCCGUCGUGCAAAGAGAGGUUAAAACAAAGAGAGGUGAAAAUCAUGAAGAACAACGUUUUGCUUAUCAGCGUCGUUGAAAAGUGCUGCCCCGACGAGACAAAGACGAAGUGCCAAAUACAGGAGAAGCUCAAAGCCAACGACUUCAUGGAAGCUUUACGAAUUGCGAACGAGGCGCUACACUUAGUCCCAGAUGAUCAGAGUUUGAAGGUGUACAGAGCUGAAGCUAACUGGGGCCUGAUGCGUUUCUCUGAUGCUCUGACAGACCUCGACUACCUCUGCUGCCUUCGUCCUAGCUGGGCUGAGGGCUUCUUUCGUAAAGGGAAUGUACUGCUGGAAAUGGGUCAGCAAACAGAUGCCCUCAUCCAGUUCUACCGUUGCCUAAAACUUCAUGCUGACUUUGUCCCUGCAAAGAGCCAGAUCAAGAAGAUUCUGGAGGCAGAGGGCUUGGCAUUGCCAGACGAGGCGUCCUGUAUCUUGCAAGUGGUGUCCGAGUACCUGAAAGGUCCCUGCCCCAUUACCAGCGUCAGUGACUCCCAGGGGCCUAGUCACCCUGAGGGGCUCAAACAUCCACGUGGAGAUGAGGGAGAGGGAAAAGGGAGGAGAGAGGCACACCAGGGCUCGAAGGUGAAGCAUGAUACGGGUACUGAGUGCUGCCUCAGCCUCUGCCAAGCUGUUUCCUUCCUCCCCGCUGCUGAAGAGGACGAAGAGAUGAUGAUGAGGAAGGAAGAUGGGCAUGGCAAGGGUGAAAAUGGUCACAGCAGGGAGAAACGUCUAAGUGUUCUCACUGUGUCAGAUUUUGAGUGCCCUCUCUGCAUUAGGUUGUUUUUUGAGCCAGUCACUACUCCCUGUGGUCACACCUUCUGUAAAAACUGCAUAGAGAGGAGUCUGGACCACAACCUCCGCUGUCCACUCUGCAAACAGCCCCUACAAGAGUUCUUUAAAAACAGGAAGUACAACCCCACAGUUCUGCUUCAGGACAUCAUGGCCCGCCUUUUCCCCUCACAGUUGGCUGAGAGGAAACAGGUCCAUGAUGCUGAGAUGGCUGAACUGUCCAAGUAUGCACUCCCUUUAUUCGUUUGCACGGUGGCCUACCCUGGACUGCCCUGCCCCCUGCACAUCUUCGAGCCUCGAUAUCGGCUGAUGAUGCGUCGCUGCAUGGAGACUGGCACCAAGAAGUUUGGCAUGUGCAGCUAUGAGCAUGGCAAGGGGUUUGCAGACUAUGGCUGCAUGUUGGAGAUCCACAGUCUGGAGCUGCUGCCCGAUGGGCGGUCCUUUGUGGACGCAGUGGGUGGCAGCAGAUACAAGGUGCUUAAGAGAGGUCAGAGAGAUGGCUACCACACCGCUGAUAUAGAGUACCUGGAGGACCUCAAGGUUGAUGGUAGUGAGUUGGAGCUUUUGGAGAGUCUCCAUGAUAGUGUGUACCAGCAGGCUCAGGACUGGUACCAGCGCCUCGGCAGCCGCAUUCGUGAGCAGAUCAACAGACAGUACGGCACCAUGCCAGAUAAGGAGGAAAACAUUCAGGCCUCGUCCAACGGUCCGGCUUGGUGCUGGUGGCUGCUGUCGGUCCUCCAGCUGGACCCUGCCUAUCAAACCACUGUCCUGUCCCUGACCUCGCUCAAAGACCGCUUGGGACACCUCCGCCUCGUCUUGGAGUACUUCUCUCAGAGCUAGACCCCACAGCUCCGUGGAUAUUUAUGACCACAACUAGCUGAUGAAAACCAAUCGAUGCAUCUAUGUCACAGAGUUUGGGCUUGGGUGUACUCUGAAACCUAAAGUCACAGCUAAAGGCCAAUAGCAGACAGAAAGUGAUUUAUAACAAAACACAGUGCAGUUGUACAGAGUUGGGCUUUUGGUGUUUGAGUUUGCAUGCGUUAUCGUUCUUGCACCAUUUGGUUCCCCAGGAAUUCAAGGGUUCAGACUAGUUUCUGAAUAAACGUUGUGCUUGCUGCAGCAGUAAGAACUACAGGGCUGACCAAAGAUGCUUCUUCUUUAGAUCCAUCAAAAGUAGUAAUAUAUUAUUUGUUGAUCAACUAAAUCAGUUCAAAUAAUAUUGCUAAAAAUAAGCACUAGGUGUCACUGUUCUUUUCUGUUUAUAAAAAUGAAGAACAUGCAGCAUCAGCCAAGUUAAUACAGUAUACUGUACUGUCGUGUUGCCUAUUCAAAUCCGACUCUUUGCAUUAACAUAGCUAAGUUUGGAGUGGGGAUAAACAAUAAUAGCACACUAAAUUUGUAGAGAUUUGUAGAUAAUUGUUCAGGACUAUACACAGAGGAUUCAAGUUAUUUAGAUAUUGCUGAAGGGCACUACUUGUGAUGCUUAUGUUUUAGAUGCAACUAUUGGCCUUGGCAGCCAUCGACUAUGGCUCAUUUUAUACCUUAAAAGACCCCUUUUUAGUAUUAAAUAUUGCAAUAAAAAUAUAAAGUUUCACAUGGAAUGGCAGCAACUGAAGGAUCUUUUGAAUGAAAGCUGCUGCUGUGACUGCUGGAUGUCUCUCUGGAUGCAGCAUGUCAUCAGCUGGCGGGGAAAGUAUUCUGUGAAAUCAUAACAAUGAGGAGAUUGGGGUCGGUGAAUGGGAGGCAUAGCAGCUUUGUUUUACAGUAUAUGAAGCUGUGUGACUAUGUAUGGUGAUUUGGUGAUGGAUGCAGUACUGUCAGCUGUAAAUAAGAAGUAAUUUUUUCUCAGUCGCCAUCUUCAUUGGCUGAGUAUUUUGUUUUAAAUGUCAUAUGGCGUGGUGUCACCCCUGAUAACAGCUACUGUCACAUCCGGUUCCCUGACGUGGGUUUAUAAAUGAAGCAUUAGUCUAGGACACAGUGUUUAACAUCUCUUGUGCAGAGAAAAAUAAUUUAGCUAGGGUCUGACUAGAGUUGAGUGCCCCUGCGGUGCCUCUGUGUAGGCCACAUCACCUCCGUCUGGCCCCUGGUACGUCUCCCUGUCUGUCUGGCCCCUCUACCACCAGUCAUGGUUCCUUUGAGUGCCUGGGCCAACUCAGGAGACCUGCAAGUCUUAAGAGUUUCUACACCACAUACAGUAUGUAAUGGACUGUGUGUCAUUUUUUGCCAUUGAUUUUAUACAGGGCAUUCCAUGGAAUGUUAAAGCUGCAAUAUUACUUAAAGUUAAUGAAUUAACAAAUACUUUGAUAAAUAUGCCAUAGAUAUUUCUUUGUUAUGUGUUUUGUAGGAAUAGUUUGCUAAUGGUCACUGUGUUUAUGUUUGUCUACAUAAUGGACUCUGAGGUCUUCAGCCAUCCUGCCUUUUGUAUGGUGUACAUUGAACCACCAUCUUUUCAUGGCAAACAUAUCACUUUGAACAGUCAGAAUUAGUCCAGCAAACGCAAUCAUAGGUUCAGCAGCCCUGCUAGUGUGGUAUUGUCGAUUAUAGCUUAGAAUAAAAGGGGUAAUCGUGAGGCUUGAAAUGCAUAACAAUGUCCCACUAAAGGGCGAACCAUUGGAUACACUGAUGGAUACUGGGGCAGCAUUGGUUACCUUAUAAACAGGCUAACCACUGAACUCUAACAUGGGCAAUUACACUUUACUUUAGCCAAAAAAACACAGUUUGCACCAUCUUUUAAAAUGGGUUAAUCAACCUCAGUAAAUAUGCUGAUGUUUUUGAAAACAUCUGGGAUUGAAAUUGGAGUCAAAAGAGACUUUACUAUGCCAGUUAUCGCAACAUUUCUCCAAAGCUGUUGAAUUCACUGAAGGAUUACAUGUAUCAUAGAGGUCAGUUUCUUGCUGCAUCCAGAUGCUCACUCACAAAUAUAAAAGGGAUUGAGAUUCUUAUAGAAUUUUUUGAAUGACCAGCCUCAUAGUCCUUGUGGUAAACACAUGACUUAUGAGGUGACUUUCACUCCACUGUUUGACAUCUUAUCAGAGAAGAAAAUAUUUUGGCACAGUGAAAUCAUUUUGUGUGUUUUGCUUUCUGAUGCUCAGCUGCAGCUUGUCGUUUGUUUUCCUCUCUUUUUCAAAUAAUAUAUAUUUCUGUGUCUCCUUUAUUACUUAUAGAUGCCUCUCAUUGCAUAAAAUAGUGAUGUAGGUUAAUCACAGCAAUUGGUCUCAUAUUGGUUUACAGAACUUACUCUCUGCACCGGUGUGCUAUUUUACUUUAUGAUAAAAUGCUAAAUAUAUUGGAAAUAUAAAUGAUUUUACCAUCAUGUUUUUGAUCUAACUAUUGGCCAAUUUAAUGUUUAAUUUGCCUAUAAUCUAUCAAUAUGGUCAACUAUGUAUAGCAGCACAGUCAUUACUUUUCAUCUCAGUUAGACUACAGCUCUGGCAGAUGUCCAUUAGCAAUAGUUGCAGUAUAAUUGGGGAAAAUGUUGUCCAACGCCCCCGUGAGAACGAGUCUUACACUUGUGUACUUGGGGAGAGGCUGUGAAAAGCAUCAUGUCAUUCUCACUAUGCUGCAGCUCGCAGAUGUUGGCUGAUGUGGUUUGAUGGUCAGUGCUCUGUGGGCAGUAUGAAAGAGAGACGUGCAUUGUUAUUCUCUAAACUCUGUGCUCAAAUACGUCAAUGUUAUCACAAGUUCAUUUAAACCCACUGAAACUAAAGCAAUUUCUGUCUGAUUCAUUUGCAUUCAUUCCUCCACCUCCAAGCCAAGAGCAGGAAAUGAUCUCAAUCUUGUUAAUGUUUUGUUUUCGCUUGCCCCCUGGAUGACUUUUUAAAUGUUAUUAUAAAUAAAGCUU
Molecule: messenger RNA, 5311 nt
Organism: Perca fluviatilis (European perch)
Lineage: Eukaryota; Metazoa; Chordata; Actinopteri; Perciformes; Percidae
Gene: lonrf4
Product: LON peptidase N-terminal domain and ring finger 1
Exons: 12
Coding region: 526-2310 (594 amino acids)
Molecular function (GO): protein binding
Source: RefSeq, a predicted model, not a curated record